Molecule: messenger RNA, 1044 nt
Organism: Culicoides brevitarsis
Lineage: Eukaryota; Metazoa; Arthropoda; Insecta; Diptera; Ceratopogonidae
Product: endothelial lipase-like
Exons: 3
Coding region: 1-1044 (347 amino acids)
Biological process (GO): lipid catabolic process
Molecular function (GO): lipase activity
Source: RefSeq, a predicted model, not a curated record
AUGAGACUUUUGUUUCUUUUUGUGGCUUGUUUUGUAGUUGCCACUAAUGGAGGAGUUAUUAAAGAUCUCUACAACCGCUUGAAAAACUACAAAACUGAUUAUUCAGUCGAUGAAAUUAUCCGAUUGCUUUUAAGAGGAACCAAACUAACGGUAAAACAUUUAUGUGGUGAAGUUGAUGAUACUCCAAUCGAAGAGGAUGUCACUUUUUGGGCUAUUAAUCGAGAAACCAAUGAAUUGCGACAAGUUUGGUUAAAAGAUCCCAAUAUUGCCCAAAAACUUGAUUUCAGUAAACCAGUUGCUUUUGUGAUUCACGGUUGGAUCGAUAAUGUGAACCGAACAUGGGUGCAAGAAACUGUCAAAGAUUACGUCAAAUUUGUCGAUACAAACGUAAUUGCUGUGGAUUGGAAUCGUCUUGCAAACUACGAAUAUGCCAUCAGUGCCAUGCGAAAUGUUCAUAUGGUUGCCGCGCAUCUUGCUGAUUUCAUCAAGUCACUCAGAGACGAUCAUCAAGUCAGUUUUGAUAACGUCACGUUAGUUGGUCACAGUUUGGGAGGACAAAUUUCAGGUUUAACUGGCGGGCUUCUUGAUGGAAAAAUCGGUCAAAUAUUCGCAUUAGAUCCUGCAGGACCACUUUUUACACAUCCCGUUGUCAGAAGCCUUAAAAAUCGUUUGGAUCCAACUGAUGCGCAAUUCGUUCAAGCAAUCUACACGACACGUUACAUUUUGGGAUGCGGAAUUGAAGUUGCGCAUCAAAACUUUAAGCCAAAUGUUGGAAUUGUUCCUCAACCGCCUUGUGUCGUGCCAACUGUAACGGGAGCUAUAAGUCCUGAGAUGGUUUCUUGCAGUCAUUCGCAUGCGACGGAGCUUUUCAGAUACGCGUUGAAUCCUGAACAUCACUUUUUGGGAAGAAAAUGUAGUUCAGGCAUGUCAUAUGUGACGGGCAUGUGCUUUGGUCAACAUUAUGAACGCUUGGGAAUUUAUGCCAAACGUGAGGAGCAUGGUAACUUUUAUUUGCAAACUUCAGCUGUCGCUCCAUACGUUUGA